ACGACCCCAGGAUGGACCAACAACGGCGAGAACGACCCCAGGACGGACCAAACCCAUGCACCGCUGCAUCCCCGCGUUCAGCGCCGACGUCCCCCGCUGUUGCCAUGCCCAAAAGAAAGGCUGAAGGGGAUACUAAAGGAGAUAAAGCCAAGGUGAAGGACGAGCCACAGAGAAGAUCUGCAAGGUUGUCUGCUAAACCUGCUCCUCCAAAGCCAGAGCCCAAGCCUAAAAAGGCCCCUGCAAAGAAGGGAGAGAAAGUCCCCAAGGGGAAGAAGGGGAAGAAGGGGAAGACCGAUGCUGGGAAGGAUGCGAAUAAUCCUGCAGAAAAUGGAGACACCAGAACAGACCAGACACAAAAAGCUGAAGGUGCUGGAGAUGCAAAGUAA
Messenger RNA from Onychomys torridus (southern grasshopper mouse), 386 nucleotides. Its product is annotated as non-histone chromosomal protein HMG-17-like. The transcript has a single exon. Gene Ontology annotation, biological process: chromatin organization. Gene Ontology annotation, cellular component: chromatin; nucleus. The record is from RefSeq and is a predicted model, not a curated record. Bases 12 to 386 code for a protein of 124 amino acids. Gene Ontology annotation, molecular function: nucleosomal DNA binding. Lineage: Eukaryota; Metazoa; Chordata; Mammalia; Rodentia; Cricetidae.